AUGGCAGACCGCCAACCGCAAUCCCAAGACCAGAUCAAGCAAGCGCCAGUGUCGCUGAAAAACUUGAGCCAAUCAACUGCCGACAUCUCAAAAUUGAGGAUACUGAUAGUUCAUACCGAAUGGAACAAAACGAUCGUCAAUAACUUGCUGAAAUUUUCGAUCUUAACACUUCAGUCAUUAAACUUGAAAAGCGAGAAUAUCCUAAUUCAAUCAGUUCCAGGCUCUUACGAACUCCCCUGGGCUUGUAAUUCAGUCUUAUCCAAUCCCGCCCUUCACAAAGAUAUUGAUGCGAUCAUUGCUAUGGGUGUAUUAAUCAAAGGAGACACAAUGCAUUUCGAAUAUAUUGCAGAUUCAGUUUCUCAAAAAUUGAUGGAGGUAUCGAUCAAACAUAACAAGCCCAUCAUCUUUGGCGUCUUGACAUGCUUGAAUGAGUCUCAGGCACUCAUAAGAUCUGGUCUAGAUCCGUCCUCUCCCUCCAAUCACAACCAUGCCAUCGAUUGGGCCAAAGCGGCGGUCGAUUGUGCGCUGAAUUCCCGUCGAUUUCGUGAUCUCCACGGCAUAACACCGACCGCUUUUGUGACGGCUGAAGAUAAAUCAUUGGUUGCCUGA
This is a messenger RNA of Puccinia triticina, 609 nucleotides long. RefSeq lists its product as uncharacterized. Gene Ontology annotation, biological process: riboflavin biosynthetic process. Gene Ontology annotation, cellular component: riboflavin synthase complex; mitochondrial intermembrane space; intracellular anatomical structure. Bases 1 to 609 code for a protein of 202 amino acids. Gene Ontology annotation, molecular function: 6,7-dimethyl-8-ribityllumazine synthase activity. NCBI's taxonomy places the organism in Eukaryota, Fungi, Basidiomycota, Pucciniomycetes, Pucciniales, Pucciniaceae. The transcript is spliced from 3 exons. The record is from RefSeq and is a predicted model, not a curated record.